CUCCUCCUCCUCCUCCUCACCACCACCACCACUACUUCCUCAGCCCUUUGUUUGGCUCGGCUGACAUGUCCGCGUUAUCUUCCCUUUCCAAAUUUCUACCAUCCAUCAACUCGCGCGACCGCCCCGCCGACCCUUUAUCACACCUUCGCUUCGUCCUCGAAACAAUGCCUGGCUCCAGGAAAUACCUCUUCACAGCAGCGACUCGUGCAGAGAUUCUCUCAGAGCUCUACGACGCGUUCUGGGGCUCGUACGCACACCUCUUUCUGCCAAAUUCAAAUUCAAGUCUGCCACUGCAUGCCACCCUCAGUCAAGUACAGUCAUCCUUGGGAUUCUCCGGCGCUGGGAAAGAGGCACCUGUACUGCCAGGGAGGCCUUGUGGCCACAUUCUCAAGAAGGGAGAGAGCUGUUUUCGAUGCAAGGACUGCGCUCUCGACGACAGCUGCGUCCUUUGUCCCCGGUGUUUUCAUGCGACAAACCACACUGGACACAAUGUCAGCUUCUUCAUCGCCCAACAAUCCGGUGGAUGCUGUGACUGCGGCGAUGAGGAGGCAUGGAGAACACCCAUAGGCUGUCCUUACCAUCCACUACUCAUAUCCGAUGAUGAUGAAAUGUCCGGCCUUUCCACCCCCAAAGUCAGCUCAAAAUCCCUGCAGGAUUCUAUCCCUACUGUUAAAAACUUUCCUGACCGUGUCUUCGUACCUCCCGAUCUUCGUGAGACCAUGAGCAGGACAGUAGGCUAUGCCCUCGACUUCAUUCUUGACACCCUGGAUUUCUCUCCCGACGAGCCUUCUGUCCCUGCCAAUGAGGCAGAUCUCCGUAUCCAACCUUCUGCCGAUCCCAUGUCAAAGGAUCAGUUCUGUAUCGUCCUCUGGAACGACGAAAAGCACUCUUUUGACGAAGUCAUCAAACUUCUCUGCGACAAGACAAAUUGCUCCCGCGAUGAGGCCUCUGAAAUCACCCAGAGAAUCGACGAAAAUGGCCGGGAGAUAAUCGAAAUGAGCUCCAACACACAGCGACUUCUCGACACAGCUCAGUCUCUGACCAUAAUUGAUUUGGGAGUGACAGUCCGGAGAGCCUAUGAUACAUUCCGCGAACAGGUCGUCUCCGUCAUCAUAGAAUGGCUAUUAGACCUCACACACAGUCGCCUUGGAAGCGAUACUGUCAUAUUGCGUGAAAUCAUAUCCGAGGAAUUACUCUCGCGUCGAAGGACAACUUGCGCAUCAAACCCUCAUGCUCUACAUUCCCUCCCUGACGUUUCUGCCGUCCCUACCAGGCUUGAUAUACUGUUCCUCUAUCACGCUAGGCUCUGGAAGAAGCCUCGCCUGAGCUUGAAGGAGAUCUACACUUCCGUCCUUAUCCUCAGCCACAUUCACAAGCUUGCAAUUGCUGGACACUUUGCAAGUGUGUACCAUCGCGUCAUCGAUGCAUACCUCCUUGUUGAUCAUGAAGCGGAGACGUCGAUCAAAUACUUUGCUCUUCAGCUUUUCACGACACCUUCCGUUGCCGCCCAUAUCGUCCGUAACUACAAGCUUGUCUCCCGACUUCUGGCCAUCAUCACAGCUUUCUUCACAAACCAGAUAACUGAGAAACAUAUCAUCUAUCCCCCUAUGCUCAUAACAAGCAUAGACGUCGAUACUUUUCCCUUCAAAUCCAAGCGCUUCAUGCCCGUCUUCAGUGACCUUCGCUAUCUUUGCCAUAAUGAACCUGUGCAAAGAAUGAUCGCUCAUAACCGCGAAUUUAUCGUGCAAUUUGCCAAAACAUGCCAGCUCUUCAUGUGCAUCAAUCCAAACAAACGAGCCGCAACCAAUCAUGUUGAGUAUGAGACAGACGCAUGGAUUAGCGUUUUCAAUGUGACUUUGUCGCUGUCCCGUGUUAUCAAGGUCUAUGGCGAAGCGUUCGCCAAGGCUACUACCGCCGAACUUGCUUCGGCAAUCUCAACGAUAGUUCAUCAUAUUUUGAUGGUGUGUACGCUUGCGGAGGACAGACUCGAUAGAACAAAGUAUUCUCCCAUCGCAUUCCACGAGGUAUUCUUUGGGAACGCUGUUUACAAUGUCAUACAGUUCGAUGUGCUGGAAGGAUGGACGAGUUUUCAUCAUUCUCUCCAUUGGUUACUUGCUGAGCUCUUCAAGCAUGUGGAUCUGUUGACAGAAGAUCAUUUACGUGAUGUUGGGAUGACAGGGGUUCGUGAUAUCCUCUUGCGGCAUGCGAGCGAGCAAGCCAUCUUGACCGUGAUCGACUUCCCUCUGAGAGUUCUUGCUAUGAUUGCACAGAUUCGUACCGGUCUUUGGGUUCGAAAUGGCUUUGCCAUUCGAGGACAACUUCUUCAUUACCGUGAUUUCAUGCUGAGGGAGCUUUGCUAUGAUCAGGAUAUCUUCAUUCUUCAGGUCGCGCUUGCCGUUCUAGACCCUAACACCGUCAUCGUCACAAUCUUGGACCGGUUCAGGCUCGUGGGCUACUUCUCCGGAGCCUCUCUGCACUCCGUGUAUGAAGGCGCUCAGUUAUCCAGCAUGGUCGAAGAGGUAUUGUAUAUCUUCAUAACUAUCCUCAGCGAGAGCGCAAGUGCUGGCCGAUUGCCCGUUCCAAGCCAAAUACGCCGUGAAAUCAUCCAUGCUUUAGCCCUUGGACCAUGUUCGUAUACCGACCUGGUGAAGAGGGUCGCGGAACGCCUGGUCGAGGAUAUCAAUUUCGAAAAGGUAUUGACGGAGGUCGCAGUCUUCCGUUCCCCCGAGUCCACGACGGACUGCGGCGUCUAUGAGUUGAAGGAUGACAUGUACGAUGAAGUUAAUCCGUUUUUCUAUCAUUACACGCGCAACAAACGGGAAGAGGUGGAGUCCAUUCUUCUCAACCGCUUACGGAAAACAGGACAAUCUGAACCUGUCCUCGUUCCCAAACCAAUGCAAGUGGCAACAGGACCAUUUUCUAUCAUCUCAUCGACAUUCGAGUCCGAGGCGUUGUUACAAGUGAUCUUCUACUCAAUUCAUAAUGUCCUUGCUGCAACAGAUGAAUCUGGAUCCGCCCCGCCCUCUGCAGAAGCUAUCCUUGACCAGAUCCUACACCUCAUCAUGUUGGCACUGGUGGAGCGCGCAGUCAUCUUCAGCAAUCUUUCAGUCGUAAAGACAUUUGAAAGCAAGACUUUGAUCGAUGUUCUUUGCGCUCUCGAAUACCACGACAAAUUCAAGGUGUAUGAGGCUCGAGUUGGGUGGAUCUUGAACCGCAUAACUCUCCAUGUUCCACAAGAAGUCCACAGUCGCAGACACAUUCCCGACAUAACACUUCCUGCCACAUCUGAUGUAGAAAACGCUAGGAAACGCGCUGCGAAAGCAAGGCAAGAAGCUAUCAUGAAGCAAAUGAAAGCCCAGCAAGCUAGUUUCGCGACUAACUUUGAUGACAUUGACGACGAUGAAGAUGAAAUCAUGGAAGAUGCUGAGGAACAACAAGUUUCCUACGGGACUUGUAUCGUUUGCCAAGAGGAUCUUAGCGUGCACUCUUCUCGCCUAUUCGGGAUGCUGGGAAUGCUGCAGCCAAGUCGAUUCAUUCGACGCCAACCCGAUGGCUUUAACAACACAUUUCUCAAAGAAGCCUUACAGACGCCUAUUUCACUGGACCGAUCCAUUCCCCAGUUCAACAACACUUUCCCGCCUCGCGACGCCGAGAUCAAUGAUGCUAAAGCAGGUUUAUCAUCCAAAUUUGAAGGGUUCCCAGCUCAGUACACUCGCUUUGGCAUGAACGCAUCAGUGUGUAGCCACAUGAUGCAUUUAGAUUGCUUCCACAUCUACAGCGUGUCAAUUAGGCAGCGACACAGGGCCCAAGCUACCCGCAGCCAUCCCGAGAGCAUUCCUCGAAAAGAAUUCAUAUGUCCGUUAUGCAAAAGCUUAGGAAAUGUUAUUAUUCCUGUAUCAGCCCCUCUGACAAUCCCCUUAAACACCACACCUUUCCCCGACUGGAUACGUGCAGCCGGAAUUAACAUUCUGAAGUCACGCCCUGACCCGGUCACAAAUUCUCUCCAAUUCCGAACAGGAACAGGUGAAUUUGUAUUUUGGAGUGCUCAGGAUCCAGUAUACACGACUACUCUACGGAGUAUGGAGAAGGCAGAGGGCUCUGAUUCGUUCAAAAUGGUGGAUACAGUGAUGAUAGUGUCCAAGUCAGUUUCCCAACAGACCAGACACCUCCGGGACCGUCCUGAACCAGAAUCGUCCGAGCGAGGAGCCGGCCUGUACCUUCCCGAAGAGCUCGUUGGUUAUACCAUUGCAGCCAUGGAAAUUUCUCAGCGAGGCAUGGAGCCACCAACUGGGUUCAUGGUGGACAACUUGUCGGAGGCUCAGAUGCGGAUGAUCAGAGGGCUUCUGACGUGUCUGACCAGGCUUUCAGCACUUCACUACAAAGGUCGACCUGAUGAAGGACGAGACUCUGUACGGCAAGCUAUUAUCAAACGGUUACUACCCGAAUGGAGCCGUAGUUCGCUCACAUCAUUCUCAUAUCCAUUACUCCUCCGAGAUCCCUUCACUCUUCUCAUCGAGACCGCCGCAGUUGCUCCAGAUAUGCUACCGCACCUUCUGGUAUUGACGUACUACGCUUGUUUAGCCCGGACAGUCAUCGGUUUAGUAUUCGUACUAAACAAAAUGCGAAGCUAUAACUCGACGCCACCUAUCCAACGAAUGCACAAUGAUAUAUUUGGCGACAUUCGUAUGUUCUUCAUGUCUGUCGUGCGGCAUUCCCCUGUGUUCGAACACACAGCGACCCUAGCCUUCGAGACUUUCGGAGAGGCCCGUAUAGAGAAACUGAUGUAUUCAUUCACGCUUCCCUUCCUCCGAAAAGCCACCAUCUUGUGUCGUUCAGUUCUUCCUUCCGCAUUCCCCACUCCCGACGGUAUUGAUGCCAGCCAAAGCGAGUACAACAGACUUCUCGCCAUGCUUGGAAUUCCUGCACUUUCUGAUCUUCCAAAUCAGGACACGCUGCAGAACGCAUUAUCAGGCUGGUGCGCACAUUAUGGUCACUCGCAUGCCGCAUCACCCUUGAACUUUGGAGUUCUCUUGGAUACUCCGACUAUAUAUCGUCUUGCACGACUUCCACUUGUGCUUGAUAACUUAUUUGCCGACCGAGAAAAAACGUUGACCUGUACAAAAUGCAAGACGGUGCCUAUCGAUGCCGCGAUAUGUUUGCUCUGUGGUGUCACUUGUUGCAUGCAGAGUCACUGUUGCAUGGACAAUGAGUCUGGUGAAGGUCAUGGGGAAUGCAACAUGCAUACUCGAGAAUGCGGUGGGGCGAUUGGAAUAUAUUUCCUUGUCAAACGAUGCUCUCUAUUGUAUCUGUAUGCGAAUAACGGAACGUUCUCACAGUCCCCUUAUCUGGAUGUUCAUGGUGAAAUUGACAUAUCGAUGCGACGUGGACGUAGGCAGUAUCUGCAUCAUGCACGAUGGGAAGAAGUACGGAAGACGUGGCUCAACCAAGGCAUUCCGACUGUUAUUGCGCGAAAGCUGGAAAGUACCUUGGACUCAGGAGGUUGGGAGACGCUUUGAUAUCUAAUUUGUAACUAAUAUUUCUCACAUUUGAGAAAAUGCUGUACUACUUUGUACAUGAUUGAUUUUACACUCUGCUUGG
Messenger RNA from Guyanagaster necrorhizus, 5598 nucleotides. RefSeq lists its product as uncharacterized. Gene Ontology annotation, cellular component: ubiquitin ligase complex; cytoplasm. Bases 66 to 5516 code for a protein of 1816 amino acids. The record is from RefSeq and is a predicted model, not a curated record. Gene Ontology annotation, biological process: ubiquitin-dependent protein catabolic process via the N-end rule pathway; protein ubiquitination. Gene Ontology annotation, molecular function: zinc ion binding; ubiquitin protein ligase activity. The transcript has 6 exons. NCBI's taxonomy places the organism in Eukaryota, Fungi, Basidiomycota, Agaricomycetes, Agaricales, Physalacriaceae.